AUGUGGGAUUACUCUAAAUUCAGGGAAGUCCCCCAUAAGUUGUUGAGGCAGAGCCGCCCUCUUACGUGUGCACUCCAGGCAACCGUUGAUCAGUUGUUUAACCAAAGAGCAAGCUCCCGAAAUCGAGUAACACUGUCUGACCGAGAAUUCAGAGUGAAAGUGACGUUUAUCAGAGAAAGCGGAGAAAGAAUAGAAGCAAAAGGAAAAGUUGGUGAUACCUUAUUGGACAUCGUUGUAAAUAAUGGCAUAGAUUUGGAUGGUUUUGGUGCUUGUCAAGGGACAGUCACGUGUAGUACAUGUCACCUGAUUAUACCAAAGGGCGUUUAUGAAAAUCUGCCAGAGAAACCUUCGACUGAUGAAAUUGAUAUGUUGGAUUUAGUUCAUGAAAUUACUGAGACAUCUAGACUCGGUUGCCAGAUCACGAUGACAAAAGAACUAGAUGGACUCGAAGUACACGUGCCAUGUAGCAUUCAUGAUGCAAGAUCGACCGAUUUAUAGGAUAGUUUUACUAUAAUUAGUUAAAUUCAGGUAUAUACACAACUUUAUGAGGAUUCUGGCUUUUUUAGUAAAUUCUGAAACGUAAAGGACGAUAAAAUAAGUACUGGAGAAUGGAGUACAAUGACUAAGUGUAUAAAAUAUAUCAAUCAUUUUUUUAAUUGCAGGCUGACUGAACUGAUAGUGUUUUAUUUACGAAUCUUACUGCACGUAUAAAAAUACCCACACAGUAAUGUCUAAGACCCCAGUGCUUAGUUGAGUUUCAGUCGCAUUAUCUUCAAUUUUACAUUGUGUUAUCAUCGUACCUUCUUUGUGUGCUCUGUGUAAUACUAAAAAUAGAUCUGCCUUAAAAUAAUAUAACACAUUGGAUAGUUAAAUAAUACCGUUCAGUUCAUUGUACCCCACUCUUCUCGAUCAUAAUAUAUUUUUGCAUAUGAGCAUUACAAGAAAGACGUUCUUUUUUAUGAUCAAGUAUUAUUUUAUCUUGGAUUUUUAAAUUUAAUAUUUGGGUAUAUGUUUUCGAAUGGCCUAUGUAGAUUUAUAUUGUGGAACCUCUCAGACAUAUUUGUCAUACAUUGAAGCAUAAAUUUAAUGCUUAGAAAAGUGUUUUUAGACUUCUAUAAUAAUUUAUUAAUCGUUUAAGGUCUCCUUUGAGAAUUUGCCUUCAUAAAAAUUAAAUUCCCACCAUGUUUAUAUUCAAUGAGAGUUACACAGCCCCACAAAAAAGGAUUGUCUUGAGCUAGAAACGAGACCCAUGAUUUCCUAUGGAUUUUUACAAGAAGUAUAGUUUGACGUAUAUGUUGCUGAAUUUUUUUUAGGAAAACCACUUAUUAUGUUCAAUAACUGCAGAAAAAUGACUGAGAAUGCAUCUAUUCAUGUUUUUUCGUACUUAGAAUUUACAGUUACUACCUUAUAAAUGAUACAAAAUUGUGAAGUUUGUUCUUUACCACUGACAUCUGCAAAAUAAUCUUAUUCCCUAUAUCAGAUGACCACUCACGCUUCGGUUUCAAGUUUAAAGGUCGUUAACUAGACGUCAUCGUCACGCUUAGUCCUGGUGCAGUUACAUGAGAAAAAGCGUCAUAACAAUAUGUUGCUAGGGCGCUUUCUACUUUCAAUCGCAGUUCCAUGAUUAAGUAGGACUGCAAGCAAACUUGAUGCUGUGAUGAACACUGGGAGCGAUGACAACUAAACAUUGAAAGGAUGUGUAGAAUAAUUCGCAUUUCGGUUCUGUACAGUAACGAAGGUCAGCGAAGGCGUGCUGUCCUGCAAGGGACGUUAGAUUGUGAGGAUGAAGACGAUGAGUUAUUGAACUUAAUAAAUGGUUGACCAAAUAAUUCAUGCACAAAACACGUCAAAUUAUACUUCUUGCCUAUUUUUAAUUCUAAAGAAUCACGCCAUUCGAAAAAAAAGAAUUUUUUCUCAAAAUUCGAAUAUUCCAAGGUUAUGUAAAAACUAUGGACAACACGAUAAAGCGAACUUCACAUGCAUGAUCAACGUGUCAAAGUCCAUAGGAAAUGAUUCGUUUAGUGUCUAUCUCAAGAAUUUUUUUUUAUGAGGCCACGUCAUUUAAAGAAAAUACUUCUUUUUAAAUGUGAAUAUUUGUAGAAUUCCAUUUUUAAAACGUAUGAAUUUGUAGAUGAAGACUUAAAUAAUGAAAUAUAAGGCUUUAAGUAGUGAAAAAUAUAUGUGUAAGUUUCGCUUCUUUGUGAAGUUAUACGAAAGCAGAUUUUACAAUAAAUAAAACAAUCUAACUCGA
Messenger RNA from Belonocnema kinseyi, 2251 nucleotides. It is a transcript of the gene Fdx2, whose product is annotated as adrenodoxin-like protein 2, mitochondrial. The transcript is spliced from 5 exons. Gene Ontology annotation, molecular function: 2 iron, 2 sulfur cluster binding. Gene Ontology annotation, cellular component: mitochondrion. The record is from RefSeq and is a predicted model, not a curated record. Lineage: Eukaryota; Metazoa; Arthropoda; Insecta; Hymenoptera; Cynipidae. Gene Ontology annotation, biological process: positive regulation of oxidoreductase activity; P450-containing electron transport chain. Bases 1 to 498 code for a protein of 165 amino acids.